Pundamilia nyererei is the source of this 9308-nucleotide messenger RNA. It is a transcript of the gene patj, whose product is annotated as PATJ crumbs cell polarity complex component. Gene Ontology annotation, molecular function: protein binding. The transcript is spliced from 47 exons. Lineage: Eukaryota; Metazoa; Chordata; Actinopteri; Cichliformes; Cichlidae. The coding region runs from base 1 to 5697 and encodes 1898 amino acids. The record is from RefSeq and is a predicted model, not a curated record.
AUGGAAACCAGUAAACACCGUCAGGUUAGGUCCUCCAGAACAGAGGACGGAGAGAGCACAGCAGAGAUGUUUGAAAAUGUCCCGACAGUGUCCUCGACGGAGCGUCAGCAGGUGCUGGCAGCUCUGGAGCGUCUGCAGGCCAAACUGGUGCAGCGGGAGGAGUGGACCCACAGCGAAACCCUGGGAAACCUGCGGGAGACGCUGCAGAGCCCGCUCUUUAACCACAUCCUGACCCUUCAACACUCGAUCAAGCAGCUCCGCAGCCAGCUAAGCGCCAUGCCUCCAAACACCAGCAGCGAUUUCAGUUUCUCCAAAAAAGGUCAACUGAUCAUGAGCGUCGAUCCAGUCGGUGGCCCGGCCCCACCCACGCUAUCCGCGACCUCCUCCAUCCUCACCAAUGGCUCGUUUCCGCCCAAACGUCAGACUCCGCCCACACCUGACCUCCAGAAGUGGAUUCUUGAUGCUGCCAAGGGACGUCCCACUGACGUGGUCAGAUUGACUCGUCCUCUGACUGGCGGUCUGGGCUUCAGUGUGGUCGGUCUGAAUCCAACAGGAAGCAGUAGCCGCGGCGUCUUCAUCAAACACGUCCAGCCCGGAGGAAUCGCUCACAGGGAUGGGCGUCUGCAGGAGCGGGACCAGAUCCUAGUGAUAAACGGCAGUCCUCUGGAGCCGGGCAUCAGCCAGCAGCAGGCGCUCUCCCUCCUGCAGCAGCCUGGAGAGACGGUGGAGCUGGUGGUGGCCAGAGGCCGCCCACCUGACGCAUCGUUGCCGCCCACAACACCAAUCAACCCGGAUCAGUGGGACCACGUGGAGGAGAUCGAGCUGGUCAAUGAUGGAUCUGGUCUUGGUUUCGGCAUCGUGGGUGGGAAGACGUCCGGAGUGGUGGUCAGGACGCUGAUACGAAACGGUGUGGCCGACAGGGAUGGGCGCCUCCGCACAGGUGACCACAUCCUUCGAAUCGGGGCAACACCUACCAGCGGCCUCACCAGCGACCAGGUAGUCCAGGUGCUGCAGGGGUGCGGGAGCCGCGUGAACAUGCUCAUCGCCAGAGACCCCCAAGGUCAACAAGCAGCAGCACCUCCUCCCCCACCACCUCCUGUCUCUGCCCCCGUUUCCUCUUUACCACCCCAAACCCCCAAGCUGCCUCCCCAGAACCCGCCCCAGCGCCGUUUCAGCAAGGCGCCCAAUCUGGAAGGAUACGAGAUCCAUGAGGUUACUCUCUCCAAGAUGGAAGGACAGAGCCUCGGCAUCUCCAUCGUCGGCUACAACCCUCUGACCAGCCAAGAUGCAGUCGGUGUGUUUGUCAAACACGUGGUUCCCGGCAGCGCAGCGGAUCAGAGUGGGAACAUCCAAGUCCAAGACCGACUGAUCGCUCUGGACGGCGUCAGUCUGCACGGUCUGACCAACCAGGAGGUUCAGGAGGUGAUGAAGCAGACGGGUCAGACUGUCAUUCUCACUCUGGUCAGGAAGAAAGUCAGAGCUCUGGAGAGAUCGUUGGAUAAAGUGGAGAGAGAGCCUUCUCGAGUUUCUCUCAGGAGGUCAUCGGAGGUCAAAGCUCACUUGUCUGGGUUUGGAUCCACGAUGAUGAAGCAGGAAUCAACAGACCUAAACUCAGCACAGCUAAACAGGGAGGCAGAACUAAGGGCUAAGUGGGAGCAGGCUCUUGGACCGAAUUAUCAAGUCCUGAUGGUGAAUUUGGAUCCCGUGAUCGAAGACGAUGAAGAGCUGCAGAAGUCAUCGAAGCUGCUGCCUGUCCACACUCUGCGUCUUGGGGUCGAGUUGGACUCCUUUGAUGGUCAUCACUACAUCUCGUCGGUGGCGCCCGGAGGUCCUGUCGACAGACACGGAGUCCUGAGACCCGAAGACGAGCUGCUGGAGGUGAACGACGUUCAGCUGUACGGAAAGUCUCGCAGAGAAGUGGUGUCGUUCCUCAAAGAGGUGCCUCCUCCGUUCACUCUGGUCUGCUGCCGACACCCGAUCGCCGACCUGGAACCAGAAUCCGAAUCUGAACCAGAACCAGUACUACGACUAGAACCGAAAGCAGGACCAGCCAGACAGUCGCAGCGGGGUGUGGAGGAGAUCGAGAUGAAGCUGUCAUCGAUGCUCUGCAGUCAGACGCUCCUGAGAGAUGAUAGCAGUGGCAGACAGGAGCAGGUCUCACCUGUAGAGGUGGUGCUGAGGGAGGAGCAGACCCACUACACCCAGGAUGAGGAAGAAGAAGAGGAGGGAGAUGAGGAGGAUGAGGACGGAGAGCUUGCUCUGUGGUCUUCGGACAUUCAGGUGUUGGAGCUGCAGAAAGAGCGAGACAAAGGCCUCGGCUUCAGCAUCCUUGACUACCAGGACCCGCUGGACCCCGGCAGAUGUGUGAUGGUGAUCCGGUCUCUGGUACCUGGCGGUUCAGCGGAGCUCCACGGCGGUUUGCUCCCCGGAGACCAGCUUGUGUCAGUCAACUGCACCCAGCUGGACAUGCUCAGUCUGGCCGAGGCUGUCGAGGUUCUCAAGUGUGCUCCGCCUGGUACGGUCCGCCUGGGAAUCCGGAAGCCUCUGGUGGUGGAGGCACCAGAGAGGAGGAGAGAGGACAGCAGCACAUCACUACCUGUGGCAAAGGGUUUCAGCGAGGCCGCCAUCCUUCCACAGAGCCUUCAUCUGGAGGAGGAAGAGGAGGAGGAGCCAGAGCUGAUCCUGGAUGCUCUCCCUCGCUACGCCACCUCCUCUCUGACCUCUGACCUCCGGCCAGAGGAGGAAUUCAGGGAAAUGGGUGUUGAUGAAGAGGAGGUAGAGCCGGAGGACAGCGUGAGCCCCGCCCCCGGGAAACCCCCACCAUCUUGGGAAGAGUGGAAGUUGGCCUCCCUUACCCGAGCUGGGGGGGCAGAUGAGGCCUGGAGCAGAGAGAUGCAGGAGGAGGAAGACCUGCAGAGAUCGGACCAUGAAAGCAUUGUGUCUGUGGGAAAGCUGAUUCUGGGUCUUCCGGACUCCAGAGACAGCGAAGCAGACUCUGAGCUGACUCUCACGGACACUGACACAGAGUCUGUCAGGAGGAUUGAUACUGCGAAGAGGAAGAGGCGGAGCCAGGGGGGAUCCUCUCUGCCAAUCAGUGGCCACAGUGACUUGCCUGAAAGAGAGGAGGGGGAAGGACAGGAAACACCUGCCUUCAGCCACUGGGGACCGCCCCGCAGGGUGGAGGUGUGGCCUGAGGAGGGUCAGUCUCUGGGUCUGAGCAUCGUUGGAGGUCGCCAUGUCAUCAAGCGACUGAGGAAUGGAGAGGAACUGAAGGGAAUCUUCAUCAAGCAGGUUUUACCCAACAGCCCCGCCGCCAACACCCACUGUCUGAAGACCGGGGACAAGAUCCUGGAGGUGUCAGGUGUUGACUUGCGAGCUGCCAGUCACGAGGAGGCGGUCAACACGAUCAAAUCUGCCCCGAGCCCUGUUGUCUUCAUCGUCCAGAGCCUGACAGCGACUCCACGGCCCAUGUCUCUGACAGCUUCAACCAUCAGCAGAUCCCAAACGAAGAGGAUGGAGUCUCCGAAAUCAGAGGUAGUGCUGCCCCCCCCGAGACAGCCCCCACCCUACAGGCCUCCCAGCUACUCAGACAAGGAGCUAAACUCUGACUUGGAGGAGGCCAAAGAGCGGUGGUGUGAGCGUUAUGGAGACCUGCGAGGGGAGCUGCUAUGCGUGGAGCUGGAGAAGGAACGGCAGGGUUUGGGCCUCAGCCUGGCGGGGAACAGGGAUCGCUCCCGCGUCAGCAUCUUCGUGGUCGGGCUCCAUCCCGGGGGGCCGGCUGCCCGCGAUGGGCGCAUUCAGAUUGGAGAUGAGCUUCUGGAGAUUAACAACCAGAUUCUUUAUGGGCGGAGCCACCAGAACGCCUCAGCCAUCAUUAAGAGUGCCACCUCCAAGGUGAAGCUCAUCCUGCUCAGAAACGACGAUGCAAUAAACCAGAUGGCCGUCCCUCCCUUCCCCUCUCCCCCUCCACCACCCUCUCUCAGCCCAGCCAGCCCUGAGUGUAUCUCGCCCACCCUGCUCAGUGGAUCCACCCCCUCUGACGGGCCCUGCCCCCCCGACGGCUUGACGCUCCACCCGCUGUCGGAUGCGCCGGACGAGCCAAGCGACGAAGCCGAGCAGAACAGCAGGAGCAGGAACAGCGUCCCCGAGAGUCUGAGAGAGGCCAACACUUUCAGAAAGAGGCUGAAAGCUGCAGAGUCUCCAGAAAAUGAGCUGCAGGCUACACUGGAGCAGCAGUCACACAGUAAACGGAUGGCAGCUUCUCCUCCUCUGAUCAGCCCCGAUCAGCACAGAGACCCAACCUGCUGUGCUGUGGUUCCUGGUCAGGAGACACUGCUCGAGAUCUGCAAAGGUCGAUCUGGACUGGGACUCAGUAUAGUGGGAGGAAGAGACACACAGCUGGAUGCCAUCAUGAUCCACGAGGUGUACGAAGAAGGAGCUGCAGCCAGAGAUGGGCGUCUGUGGGCCGGAGACCAGAUACUGGAGGUGAAUGAAGUGGAUCUCCGCGGGGCGUCCCACGAGGAGGCGAUCGCCGCCCUGCGUCAGACACCGGCUAAGGUCCGCCUGACAGUCCUGAGGGACGAGGCUCAGUACAGAGAUGAGGAGAACCUGGACGUCUUUAAGGUGGAGCUGCAGAAGAAGAGCGGCAGAGGGCUGGGGCUCAGCAUCGUCGGGAAGAGGAGUGGCAGCGGUGUGUUUAUCUCAGAGGUGGUCAGAGGGGGCGCCGCUGAGCUGGACGGCCGGCUGAUGCAGGGAGAUCAGAUUCUGUCCGUGAACGGUGAUGACGCGAGACAUUCCUCCCAGGAAGCCGUGGCUGCCAUCCUGAAGUGUGCUCGGGGUCCUGUCCUGUUGGAGCUCGGCCGACUCAAAGCUGCCUCCUGGAUCACAUCCAGACGUAAUUCACAUGGGAGCCAGAUGAGUCACGCCAGCACAAACAGCUCAGGCGUUCCAGCUCCGUCCCUCACACAGUCACCUGAGCCAUCUGACCCCCCAACCUCAAGCCUGCCCCUCAAUAACAACGCCGAGCCCACUGGUGAAAUCACUUCCUCCACCUCAGGGCUCGACGAAGGCAUCCGAACAGUGGAGAUCACCAGGGGUCUCGGCGACUCCCUUGGGGUGAGUGUAGCAGGAGGGAAGGGCAGUCCUCUGGGUGACAUCCCCAUCUUCAUCGCCAUGAUUCAGGCCAGCGGAGUCGCUGCUAAAACCCACCAGCUCAAGGUGGGAGACAGGAUCGUCAGUGUUAACGGGCAGUCUGUGGACGGCCUGUCUCACAGCGAGGUCGUGGCCAUGCUGAAGAACAGCUACGGAAACAUCAGCCUGCAGGUGGUGGCGGACACCAACAUCAGCGCCAUCGUCUCACAGGUGGAAAGUCUGACCAGCAGCUCCAUUCCCUUGGACAACACUGACACACACACAGCAGAGCCUGACGGUCCACGGCCUCGCAGCAUCAGCCUAGAAAAAGGUUCAGAGGGGCUCGGCUUCAGCAUCGUCGGUGGCUUCGGCAGUCCGCACGGAGCCCUGCCGAUCUACGUGAAGACCGUCUUCAGCAAGGGCGCGGCAGCGGCGGACGGGCGUCUGAAACGAGGCGAUCAGAUCCUGGCGGUGAACGGAGAGAGUCUGCAGGGAGCGACGCACGAACAGGCCGUUGCCAUCCUGAAAAAACAGAGAGGAACGGUCACGCUGGAUGUCCUGUCAUAACACACGACUGCUCACACACCUGCACACACACACGGAGCUCCUGCUGCGACGCACACGCUCAGACUCCUGGACAACAACUCUGAUAGUCACUCUGAACCCCAACACGCAAAAAAUUGACAAAAGAAACGGUGUCAGACACACACACACGCGCGCACUUCCUGUGCACGGGUUGGUGGGUUUUGGCCUUCUUUACAUGUUAAACAGAGCUUCUCAACCUCUGGGUCAGGGCGCCACAUUGGGUCUCAGCUGUGUUCGUGCUUGCUGUUUGGAUCUAAAGUAAACUUCCCGCGCUGUAGUUUUCACGCUGUAAUAUUUAAUCCUUAAACAGGCAUGCCCACGCUUUCUAAAAUACCACAAAUCAAAGAGCUCCUAAACAGAUAAUAAAGUGUAGUUACCUUGCUCUUGUCCACCCUCUUGGACUGCAGUUGGUGGUCCUUCCAGAUGCGCCUUCGGGAGCAGUAACUCAUCUUUGAAGCGCUGCUGGUGAGUUAUUUUGCAUCUGCAGAAUCAGCGGUCACAAACCUGCUCACAGAAUAAUGGCUGUGAGCAGCGUAACAGCUCGAUCCAAAAUACCGCCAGAUCAAUGUUCUGUCCUCCCCCUUUCAUCUUUACUACAAUAACGAGCAGGUCGGUCUGACACCACCCAGCUCAAGCUGUCCUCGACUGUGCAGCAACAUGAGUGGCUCAUUUGUUUCUCACUGGGUGCUGAUUGGCUGAUUUUGCAGUUAAAGCAGUUUUCCAGAACCGGGACGACCAUCACCAAGGAUGUGUAAGUGGAGUCUGCCCAAGGGUAGCUGAACCUGGUCAGCCUGCCUAGUUCGAGAGAAUGAGAACGAGAAGGAAUUUAUUGAUCGCUAAUAAACUGAUCUCGCACCACGUUGUUCUCAGGUAGAGAUAAAAACGAGUCAGCUGAUAUCCUGUAGCAUCAAUUCUGUCCUGUAAUCGUGGAACCGACCCAACCCAACUAUAAAAUCUGAUGUCAUAACCCAGAACCAGGUUGAGAAGCUCUGCUGUUAUUUAUCCUUUGAUCGAGACAACGCUCCGUACUGACGGAGGCAUGGCCAAAUCAGCCUGCACUAACUGAUACUAACUGAGACACGGACUGAUGGGAAACCUUUCACGAAUGGAACCAGAGGAACAAAAAGGGAAAGAUGUGGCUGAUGUUAGCCUAGCAUCUCUUCUGUGGUCCACUGUUAGCCGUGUAGUAGCCGUUAUUGUAAAAGUGAAGACCGAUGUGGAGCGUAACGCCGCUGACUGUCAGCUUCCCUUUUUUUUUUUUUUUUCUGCCAUCACAACCAGCCAAACAUGAAAGAAACAGCUGCUAGCCUUUAGUUUCAUCCUCAUAUUGGCUCUAUACCUGUGAUUUUCCACUCCAAACCUUUUUUUCAUUUUUAAGAACUUUCAUUUGGGUCUAAAAGCACUUUUUCACCGCAGGAACUCAAACAAUGCACAAUCUGGAGCAAACAUUUACAAGAGCAGGCUCCAGUGGUCCUUUCAGACUUUAACCAAUCAGCAUGCAAGGAAGCCGAGCCAGAAAGCACAAUGUUUCCCUAAACCUAAUCAAACUGUAGCUGGACAUAUAUUUUAAAAUAACUAACUGUAAACACCAAGACUGAAAAUAAUUCCACUUCCUGUUUGAUGGUUUCAUCCACGACAACCUGCAGCUCAUGUUGCUAUGUUUGGACUGCAACAUAAACAACACAUAGUUAUGUGACUGGCCAGUUCAAAUAUUUGAGCUUCAUUAAUAAGAUCUUUAAAGAACUUCACUUUUAGUUUUAUAGCUCAAAGGUGUGCAACAGACAGAUGGGAAACUCUAAGGGGGUGGGGGUGUCUCCUGGCAGUUAGACCCUGGUUCCUGCUGUGGAAAAGGUUCAUGUUUAGAUCUGAAAAUUACAGUCAUCGUUGGGUUUUAAUUACUGUUUUGUUAUUUUGCCAAGUAUUGCGCAAGAAAAGUGGCCAAAAAAAUAUAAACCUGUAAGAGCUGAAAUCUGUAAACUUGUUUCCACAUAAAUCGUAGAAGAUGGGAAGAGACUAAUAACACAAAGUUUGUCUAGAAAUGAGGAAACUGUUUCUUGCCAACAUCGCCAUCUAAUAGAAAAUGUUGUGUCCUAAAAACCUGCAAACUGUUCACUCAAAAUCUGGAAAAUGAAAACAGUGGGCGUGAAGCUCAUUGAAAUAUCCCUUCAUAACAGAGGUAUAUUUAUUUUUGAUUCCUUUUUAUUUAUUCGAGUGCUUCCACUGUAUUUCUGUUGUUUAGCCAAACAUGUUAAACGGUGCCAUCAUUUGAUGCCAUCACAUAUCCUCUGUUUCCACGUAUGCUGACUGCUGAACAGAGCACACACAAGCAUACCGAUGUCAAACUCCCGCUUUCUUCCACUGAGUUCAUGCAACACUUUAUAGAACAUGCAAACAUGUCUGUCUCCAUGGAGACUCUCAGGACUUGGUGGGUAUGGAGACUCCUGUCGCCCCUGGCAACAGAUACAGUGUCUUCCACAUUGUAGUUGAAGGAGAUGUGAAUAAAAGCAUCGGGCCGACAUUCAGUGAAAUCCUUGCGUUCUCCGUCAUGUUCUUUUCUUUGCUGCGGUCAGUCAUAGCCGCAAUCUGCUACUGAUCUCUGCAGUGAUGAGGAGGUGUCAACUAGCGACCACAAGCAACCUCCUGCAACCGGUGGUUACCGUGGCGUUCCUGACCGGUCUUUAGGCCUUGCGUUCUGAACCCUCUCACCUCUGAGCAUAAGCACAGAAUAUCGGCUGGUUUCACUCAGGUGUGCAUAAAAGUCCACACUGAGCAGCUUUUUUUCUGGUUUCUUCUCCAUGAGGAGUCUGUCCUGUGUUACCAGCUCUGUAAAACAGCAGAAGCUAACUUGAGAAAAUGUGGAAACUGGACAAGAGCUUUCCCCAGAGCUGCCACAGGCCUUCAAAUUCAGGUCUGCUGGUGGUAGAUAACUGCAGCUAUCUGCAAGUUGCAAAUCUGCAAGUUGCAAAUUGCAACCAAUAAACUUCUAAUAUUAAUUCUCAUCCAGCAUCCAGAUCUUCUCAUUCAACAAAUAUGAGUAGAGCUCUCAGUUUAAUCCCUUUCAUUAAAUACCCAGUAUUUAUGAGCAGCUGUCCUGAAGUGCUAAGAAACUCAGUUUGUUUUAGACUGAGAACACGACGAUCCAACUGAAUGUCAGCAUUUUGCUUUGAAUGGUUUCCUACUGUGCAGGUAGCAGUUUGUGGCUGCGCAUCUUCGUCUGACUCAAGUGUUUAGCAGCAGCUGAGCACCGGCCUCAGCAGCAUCCUGUACUUUAUACAUAUCAAUCAAAUGCAAAAUACUUUAUGUUCAACUUUUACUUUGUCAUAAUUAUUGUCUUAAUUUUUUGGUACUUCAUAUGCAAAUGCCAGAGUAGAUGAAAUCUAAUUUAUUUUUGAUCUUGUUGAGAAUUAACAAUGUAUUUUUGUUGCUGUUGUGUUGUUAUGAGCACUAAUAUGUCCGAAUAUCAGAAAUCAGAGUGGAAACCUGCAGCUUUGGUCUGCUAGCGCUUCCUUGUUAUUCUGCAUCAUUUCUUAAUCAUGUUCUCAGAAGUUGUUGAGAAAAUUUGUUUGAUUUCAAAUAAAUAAUAGAUAAUAGAU